Trichomycterus rosablanca is the source of this 2018-nucleotide messenger RNA. RefSeq names its product BTG3 associated nuclear protein (gene banp). Gene Ontology annotation, molecular function: DNA binding. The transcript is spliced from 10 exons. Gene Ontology annotation, biological process: protein localization to nucleus; negative regulation of protein catabolic process. Lineage: Eukaryota; Metazoa; Chordata; Actinopteri; Siluriformes; Trichomycteridae. The record is from RefSeq and is a predicted model, not a curated record. The coding region runs from base 36 to 1400 and encodes 454 amino acids.
CCAUCAGCCAGGCGAUCUGCCAGAGGCUUGACGGCAUGGAGGCGAAGUUACAGGUACUGGAGGCUACAUGUCGGGCUCUGGAGGAGAAGUUUGACACAGUAAUAGGAAAAAGUUCAGGACCUAUCCAGGUGCCCAUGGUGGCUGGUUCCCCAUUCGGUGCAACCCAAAGCUGUGACAAAAUACGCUGUGUGGUGCCCCAGACCAAUGUGGUUGUGAGCAGCGAACGUGCAAAAGCACCCCAUGAGGAGCCUCUACCUCGAACCACAGACUCUCUGGAAAAUCUACUCAGCAAUAAUCCAUUAACCACUAACUAUUUGCUUGGCAGUACUGUUGGCAGGACAAGGCAAAAAACCAUAGUGCUGAAAGUACCAGGACCAGAUGAAAGCCAGGAGGACCAGGACAGUGGAUCAGAGGCCAGCGACUCUGUGUCCAACAGCGGCCAGUCAUCUGGGCAGAACAUCAGCAAUGUCACGCUCAUCACCCUCAAUUCAGAAGAUGACUACCCUGCAGGAACGUGGCUCGGGGAUGAAAAUAACGCAGAGAUGCGUGUGCGCUGCCCCGUGUCACCAGCGGACAUGCUGCACAUCAGCAGCAACUGCCGCACACCAGAGAAGAUGGCUCUUACGUUGCUGGACUACCUGUUUCACCGUGAGGUGCAGGCUGUCUCCAACCUGUCUGGCCAGGGCAAGCAUGGCAAGAAGCAGCUGGACCCGCUCAUGAUCUACGGCAUCCGCUGUCAUCUGUUCCACAAGUUCAGCAUCACAGAGUCGGACUGGUACAGAAUCAAGCAAAGCAUCGAUUCCAAGUGUCGCACGGCAUGGAGGCGGAAGCAGCGUGGACAGAGCCUGGCUGUCAAGAGCUUUUCCCGCAGAGCACCCGUAGGCCGCACAGAGGGAGGUUCAAUAACAGAAACGGCAUCUUUAGAGAGCUCUACGCAACAGGCCCUCCAGUACGCUCUGGCCGGCGCUGCCCAGCAGGUCCAGAUCCACCGAAUAGGAGAAGACGGGCAGGUGCAAGUUAUUCCACAGGGACACCUCCACAUAGCUCAGGUGCCACAGGGGGAGCAGGUGCAAAUCACACAAGACAGUGAGGGCAAUCUACAGAUCCACCAGGUUCACGUUGGACAGGAUGGACAGGUUUUAAGAGGGACUCAGCUCAUUGCAGUGGCUUCUGCUGAUGGGACAGGAGGGGUCGAGGCGUCUCCUCUGCAGGCUAACGACAUCCAGGUUCAGUACGUCCAGCUUGGGACUGUCACCGACCAUGCAGGAGCUGUGCAGGCUGAUGCGCUAGACUCCGCAUUGCAGGCAGAGAUGGAAGUGAAGGAGGCCAUUCAAAUUCAGCAAGGUGCCAACGGAGAAGUGGUUCAGAUCCAGAUGCCUGUCAACACUGUCGGCACCUGAGAUGCCAUCCCAUGCAUUCUCUCUCUCACAGAGUACUCUUCUGUAUACACAGUGCGAUUUUGCAGGCCGAGAGAAAGAGACGAAAAAUGUGGGAGCUCAGACUCAAAGAUUAAAGCUGCAGUUUGUAACUGUUAUUAAAAAAGUGACAUUAAAUAGUGCUGGCAUUAUUGUGCUGUUAAAAGGCAUUGCUGGCAGGUCACAACGUGAUGCUAUCGUAUCGAUCCAUACAGUACUAUACUGCAGAACAGACUAAUGUUCUGCAGCUUGCAUGCAGUAUUACAUUAUUUUAAACAGUGAGGUCCCCAAAAGCUUAUUAAUUACAUACUGCAGCUUUAAAUCAAAGUAUAAACAAACCCUACAGUUCAUUUGCAGUCAGCCAGUUUACUGGCAAUCUCCCGACAAUCACAGACUGAGAAAUCGGCCAGUCAGCUUAUUAACACAAAGCAAUGUUGGCCGCAGUGCAGACUUGUCAAAGCUGCAUAGGAUACAGGCUGUGGGCCAGCAGUGUACACCAGAUAGGAGAUUUAUUUCCCCCUGCAUCUGUGCUCCAUCACUCCAGCACCUCCGCUGCACUCGAGGAGUUUAUUUAAUUGCAGCUUAAAGCAAUCCGUCCAUUUA